CAUUUUCCCUCCGCGGCCCGGCGGGGCGUCCUCAGACGGAGCCGCUCUGACAACCGGGAGACAUUUGAGCUGACUUCCUGACAAACAUCAGCGUCUACGCUCUAGUCCAAUAAAACUUCCUGACUCCUUUUGCCUUUUCAGCGGAAAUGUUUCACCUGAAGUUUGCCUCUGGUCGGUGAAAGUUUGAAGAGGAAAAAGAAGGCUGCAAAUGGAGAGAAGAGGCAUUCGUACCUUUAAAGUUUAACAAGGGAAGAAUUCCAGAAAGCGGUGGGAUGUCAAACCGUGACUCGUUGGGCUUCGGGGAUCUGAUUCCCCACGAUGUGGUUGAGAUCUUUGCCCAAGAGAAGCACAGUAAUAAAGGGAGGAAAAAGCGCAGUCACUCCCUGGGCCGGGCCUUGGGCUGGCUGAAGGGCAAGAAGAGGAAGGAUCUCAGUGCUCAAGGACAGAACCCAGGUCUUGGUCCUGCACUGGACUUGGCUUUGGACAGACACAUGGCUACGCAUCUCAGCGGAAACAAGGGAGGACACAAGUCAGGAAAACCAUCCCAGACACAAGCAAACAGCCAUGCUGCGCUAAAUCUACAUGAUGAUGACAAGACCCCGCCUCCUCCCCUGCUCCAGGAGAACGUGUUCAUUGAAGCUAGCAGGCCCAAGUACCUUGAGGACCUUCACAGUGAGGCCUUGGAAGGCUUGAAAAUGAUGCAGCAGGAAGAAACCAACAUCGGAGCGGAGUUCCAAGAUAAUGAAAGCACAAUUUCAAUAAUGACGGCACAAACAGAUGGAGAGGGUGGAGGGUUUACGACUGACAGCACCAUUCCUGACGCAGCCUCAGUACAGUCGUCCGUGUCUUCAAGGUCCUCCCGCUCUGGACUCACCAGGCAAGGGUCAACAUUCAGGCCGUUAAACUCUGGGAAACCGUCAGAAAAAGGCAGGACAAGACGACGACACAGGAAAACUGUGGGAGGCAUCCCUCAGCACGUUCAGCGAGAACUAAGAUUGGACAGAGUUGGCCAGACAGUGCCUUCAAAGUUUAAAGAAGAACUUUUCAACGGUGAGCCCUGUGGCAGUGAGAAUCAAGGAUCAUCAAGGGAGGACCAAGUGAAGCAGAUCUGUGCCACCAGUGCUAGUCCUAUGGAUGACCUGGCCUUGCUGCACCGACUGGGCCCUGACUUGAUAGAUGGGCAGAGGCCUCGGUCAGUGGCUGUUCCCUCCAUGACAACUGCCAACUCCCAGCUGGAGAUGCCCUCUCCUGUUAUGUCGAUGUCCCCCCAGGCUGCUUAUAUGUCCAAAAUCAUUCCCAAUGCAGUUUUGCCACCAUCUAUUGAGGUUGUGGAGAUCAGCCGUGGCCAGAGUCGCAACAGCCUCCGAACUGUCAGCAAGAGCAGCCUACUUCUGUCCAGCCCUUCCCCAUCACGCUCCUCUUGUAGAACUACUUCUUCCAAAAGCUCCAGAAUUACCUCUGCCUCCCACCACAACCCCUACAACCUGUCAGACACCUCCGGUUGGAGCAACUCUGACUCCUCAGAGACUUUGGUGUCUGACUCUUCAACCAUCUCCAGUGGCAACGCCUCUAGAAAGGAGAUGUUGCAAGACAAUGACACCUCUUCCAUCAGCAAAGCCUCCAAAACUGCCAUCAAUGGCAAGCUCAGAAACAAGGGAAAUGGAGGUAACCAGGAUGGGCCUUUUGCACGCAGCCUUUCUAUCAUGAAACCCAAAAGGGCUCCGCCUCCCCCAAGCCGGUCAUAUUCUCUGCACAACAAGAUAAAGCGGCGGUCACGAGAUUUAGCCGAGGUGGUGGUCAUUUCCAAGGAGUCCUCUCAAAGCGUCUCAGCGUCAACUGGGGGAACAAAUGAACCUGGAACUUCUCCUGUAAGGACCAUGGACAGUCCUGGUUACAAUGGAGACACCAGCUCUCUGGAUGACUCCACAGGCUCUGUGUUAUUUAACCUGUCAAAAUCACCACAGGCCGGUGACUCAGCCAAGGCGGGAAAGACAAUUUCUUCUUCACAAGAAAAGCAGGAACCCCUGCAGGAGAAUAAGAUAAGCAAAAUAAUCUCCCCGUCCAGCGGCUACUCCAGUCAAGAUUGUACAUCCCCGCAGCUUCAGCCUUUCAGCUCUUCACCGAGACACAAAAGAGGGAUCCUAGCAAAGCUUCAAAGGUUAUUUCCUGGUGCCUCAGCUCCAUCUCCCCUCAUACAGUCUGAAACUCAUGAAAACCCCAAAUCCUCUAAGGAUGCAAUGUUUCAACCAGACAAAGUGGAUUCUGUAAGUGUCAGCCCCUCUGUGAGAACCUUGAGAGAACUCUUUGACAUCCCUCCACAUCCUAAAGUCCAUGCACCUCCAGCGCCGCCUCCAGAAGUCUGGGCUCACAACAAACACACCUUUGAAUUGCUUCUGGGACCACCAGCCCCAGACAACGUAUACGCCAUUAUAAAAAAGAAUCCGAAAGAUAGGAGGCAACAGAGGCCAUCUCCAUCUGUGUCUACAUCUCUGUUGACAGAGGGCUCCGUGAGGAGUUUGGCAGGAGAAAGAAAACAGAACAAUCAGACAGUGGAGGUUAUGCGUGGAAUUGAACAUGCGCUAGAGACACAGAAGGUUCAAGGAAGUGCACUUUUGAAUGUGAAUGAGGUUUAUAAAAUUAGCAAUGAAAGACUGUCUAAAUAUGUAGAUUUAGAAGGAAAUGAGCAAGUGAAAGAGAAUGAUGAGAAGGUACAAGUAAGUGAAAUAUUGAAUGGAAUGUUAGUGAAAGCUGUAAAGAAACGUGAAGAAAGGCUGGCGGUGAUGAGAGACGACAAAGGCAAAACGGCAUCCACACAAGCUUCAGAGGUAAAGACUAUGAUGGAUGUUAUACAAGCCAUUUCAUUAAUACGCACAUCUCCAUCCCCCUCUCCUCCUCCUGCACACCUUCCACCUGAGCCUCCCGGCAAACAGGUAAACAAUGCCGUGUCCCCUGAUUCCUCCUGGCCCCCACCACCUCCACCAAUAAUACAAGCGGUCAGUGUGCCUGAUGAGUUAGAUUUCCCCCUUCCACCUCCACCCUUAAUUAGUGAAGGAGGGUUAAUUACACCCCUGCCAGCAUCACCACCGAGGUCAAUACCUGCUGCAACAAUUAUUACGGAGCUUCACUCCUCUGGUACCACUCCAUCAAUUGUUGUGAUCACUGAACCUGAACCGAAGAUGUCUGAAACAUUGCAUGUGGUUGCACCUCCACCCAGUAUACCCCCUCCGCCACCUUACGCGGCCCCCCCUCCACCAGUUGUAGUCGCAACCCCUUCGGCCAUUUCUCCUCCAUCUAAAGACGUUGCUCCUCCAAAACCUAAAAAGGGUUCCUCACCGCCCCCUCAAGAGGUUGCAGCUGUGAUAGCUAAAGAGCGUGCCCCUCCCUUGGUUCAAGUUCUCCAUUCUCUUAUAACAAAGGACAUCUCCCCACCAUCGGUCGAGGCUAAAGAGAAUCCCUCUCCUGAGGAUCCUGAAGCAGUCUCUGCUCAGUGUUCUAAAGUGGUCGCUCCUUCACAUUCUCCAGGGAGUUCUUCUCUAUCUCCUGAAGAGGAAAUGCCAGCAUCUAAUCUCUAUCCACCACAAAGUAUUCCACCUCCACCACCCACUGAACCACUAAAAUCACUCUCAAGUUCAUCAGAAACAGAGAUCACCUUCCAACAAGAGAGCAUCUCAUCUGAAUCUCAAAGUGAACAGAUUUCAUCUAAUGGGGUUCUCAGUCCCCCUCAAAGUGUUCCACCUCCACCUUCCUUAGAACUGAUCCCUGCAUCUGAUGUAACGACUGGGAUCUCUGCCAAUGAGGCCCUCCAGUCACUUCAGAAUGAAGCUAUCAUGCCAUCAACCGUUAACAUCUCUCCGUCACCAGAGAAGCCAGAGGAACCCACUUGCUCUCAACCUAAUGACAUUCCUGUACCACCACCUCUUCCCGUAGGGGGUCUUGAUCGUCUUCUGCACCAGACUAGUUCUGCAAACUCAGAGAACAAAACCCCUGAGCCCUCAUCUCCUGUGCAAGAGGAACCUCUCCGUGUGGUCACCCCUAACCUUCUGCAGAUGGUCAAACUGCGGCCUGUAAAUAGCAGCCCUGAACCUCCCAUAGCUCAGGAGCCAGCUCAAGCUGAGGAUGUCUUGUCAAUCCAGCAGCCCAACAACCAAGUCCAGGUCCCCCUUACCAAUUGUGAGGCUCCUCAAAAGCCCAUUAGAAAAUCUCUGAUCAUAUCCUCACCCACAUCUACGUCUACACCCGCCAUCAUCACCUGCCUACCGGUUCUCCCCCAGUCCCAGUCUGUUGUUGUUCUACCUGCACAGUCAUCCACGGUACUCAAGUCUCCAGUAAUCACCACCUCUCCCUCCAUGAACCUACAGGAGGCCAUCCGUUUGCGGACAGCUGCCAGGUCAAAAGACAGCUCUGCGCCUCGCCUCAGCUUGCACUCGCCUACGUCACCAAAAGAUGUCUGUCAGUCUCCCACCAGCACAGCAAGCUUUAUCUUCUCAAAGAACAACAAGAGGGUGGUGAUCGAGACUAAGGCACAGAAAGACAUUUAUACUAAGGUGGCCAAUGAGGCUGAGUUGACAAAGAAAGUCAAGAUGCCACCACCUGUUGCAAAGAAACCUAAAACAAAGGCCAUGGAUGCAGAGGGCAGUGACGUAGCACAACCAGAGAGCAUCAUGGAUUCAGCGGAGAAAUCGAAUGGCACAGUGUCGGGUACUGCUGAAGAAGAGACAUGAUCUUUCCACAAGAAGACAAGAUGGAUUGAAUUGCAAGUUGAGAUGAAAAAACGUCACUUUGAUGCAAAUGGUGUGGGUCAUUUUCUCAAGUGGACAUUUAACAGUUUAGUAGACACGGUAUGUUUUCUUUGCCUUGUGGUGUUCUGAGCUUUACUGGUGCAAGAGAAAACGACUGCCUUCUACUGUUUGAAAAUGAUUGUACCAUGUAUGUCCUGCUGAAUCAGUGUGUGGUCAAUAUUCCAACAACGGGACUUAAGGGCGCUCAUCUGUAAAUAUAUCAUUUCAGUGUAAUUUACCAAAGAUGUUUCCAAAAACAUGUUUAAGAAAAUUAAUCUUAAGUUAUUUUUGCUGUUCAAAAAGAAGAGGGUCCCCACUGAUGUAAGUGAAACUCUUAAAAUCGUCAGAUAAAUCAAGUGUUUAUGUAUAUAUACACUCAUAUUCAUGUAUGUUCUCUUCUCACAAAUUCAUCAUGUCACCCUUUAACUUAAGGUUUUCUGUGUUCAUGACCCGUAAUAUAACCCGGGGUCAGUAAAUAAUGUCAAGUAAUACUGAAAUUCUUUAUUUAGAACACAAUUUCUGCUGCUUUUGUUAUGGCUCAAAUAGUGGGAUAUUUCUGCUUUGAACCUUUUUCAGACUUUCAAAGACUAAUGUAAUCAUUUAUAAAAUUAAAGAUUUAUGGACACAUUAAAUGGUCUGUAUGACUUGAAGGAUUCUGCUCCUGGUAAUGCAUUUAGUGACAGAUUUUUUCAUGGACAGUGGUGUCUCUGUUUCCAUUACAAAAUGUCUGCUAAAAACCGAAAUGAAUGAAAAACGAUAUUUUUCCCAUUUGAAAAAUGUGAAACCAAUUAAUCUGUUCAAGACACCAAAAAAUAUGAACACAAAACACAUUUUACAAAGUAUAAGUUUCACGUUCAGAAAACGACGCCAAAUACAGUACAUAUAAAUGAAUGAAAUGGAUAAAUGAACAUUUAACAUCACUUUUACCUUUGCUUGUUGGUCCACACGGUGAUGAGUGGAGUGGACGGAAGAGCCACGCAAACAGUUUUACUCUAGUCUGUUACAAACAACUUUAUAGAGCUGUUUACUUGCUCACUUGAACUUUAUUGGAAACUUCAGCAUCAGCUACAAUCAUUGAUUGCAUUUCUAUUUAUUUCCAUUAAACCAUCCUACAACCUGCAACUAAGGAACCUUUACAGUACAUUAUAAUUCUUGUAACAUAUGCUGCUUUUGUUCUUUGCUACAACUUAUGUCUUGAAUUCAAUCGUGUUUCUCAUCUUUUUUAUCAAAGUCCUGGCGCGUGCAACUUUCUUUGCAGUCAUAGUGUAUUUGAUUUUUUUUUUUUUUUUAGUACACAUUCCUCUAAAACUCAAAUACACAGUGCACUUGAACAUCUCACCGAAGCACGGUGCUUAUGAGGAAGAAAGGAGACAUGAGUUGUUCAUCGUUCUGUGUCUUAUAAGAAAACAAACCACACAGACAUGAAGUGAUGUGAAUGAUUGAAGAAUUUCCUGGAAGGAACCAAGAACCACUAUUCAUUCUUCAUUGAAAAUGAGUCACCAAUGCUUUGUUUGGGCACUCGAUUUUGUGUACGAUAACCAAGACAGUGUACGAAAUUGACAUUUUUUGCAAUGAUUUUGGUCGAAAACAGAGGUUUCACUGUAUUUCCGGGUUCACAUGUAUCUAUUCUGUAUUUGUUAGUGUCAGCAAUGGUUAAUGAUGUAUCCAUUACGGAUUCUGUUUUUAGACAACUUGAGAUAAUUGAAGAAUGACUACGUGUACAGUGGCCGCACGGUGGCCUAGUGGUUAGCUUGUUGGCCACACAGGAGAUUGAGAACUUCUGGUUUCGAAUGUCCGUUUGUGAGUCUCUGUGUGUUUUUUGCAUGUUCUUCCUGUGCAUGCGUGUGUUUUCUCUGUUUUCCUCCUCCAUUCCAAAAAUAUGAAUGUAAGGUUAAUGAUGGAAGGAUUGGAUAUGUGUACAGUGUUUAGUUGA
Messenger RNA from Dunckerocampus dactyliophorus (ringed pipefish), 6711 nucleotides. RefSeq lists its product as uncharacterized. The transcript has 8 exons. The coding region runs from base 273 to 4721 and encodes 1482 amino acids. The record is from RefSeq and is a predicted model, not a curated record. Lineage: Eukaryota; Metazoa; Chordata; Actinopteri; Syngnathiformes; Syngnathidae. Gene Ontology annotation, biological process: cell differentiation.